UGAAUUAAUCGUAUCGAUUGCAAAAAUGAGAGGCAUCGUAGUAAUGAAAAUUGACGAUAGUAGCUCUAGUAGCUCUGUAACAUAUGAUCACAUAUAUGAAUGUAAAAUUGCGCAAGCGCGAUUAAGAUCUCACAUCGAAGAUGCCGUAAUCGUGAUAUGUAUAUAAAUGGAUCUGGAAUUAGACUUUGACCAUUUGACUGAACUUACAGCGACGACGGGACGAUUAAUCUUGUGCUCGAGGUCGACAAUCAUUCGCGCGGAGAGAGAAAGUGUGCACGGUUGUAUUUUCGCGAGGCCGACACGUUUCAGACGUAUUUGGCAGCUUCUUCAGGGCGGCUGAACACGACGAAACGAGUUCGGUUCCUCGGCUUCUCGCGAAAGAAAAAGAAAAAUUUUUGUUUUUCAAAAGUAUUGUAACAGUGUUCGAAUAUAGAAGUAUACAUUUUCCGAUGUCGAACGUAAUAAGUCAUUACGAGUCGAUCAGUAUGCGAUGGAAGAUGGUCUUGUUCGUCGCCAUUAGCUCCACUAUCCAAGAGAUUUGAGUACCUGCCAGGAUAUCGAAUAAUAAUUUCUCUUGAUUCUCUCGAUUCAAAUUUCUUGUCAACGUCAACCUAACAUCAUGGAUGCUACCUGUCUUCAUCAGUUCAUUAUGGCCCCUCUUAAAAAUUUCCUGCACCUACAACGAAUCAAAGAUUUAAAAGAGACUAAAAAUCAUGCAUGCAUUGGGUUUGAAAUCUUUAAUGGAACGCACCAGCACUGCUUGUAGAAGAUCAGUAUCCUUGAACAAACUCUGUGGAUGAUCUUACGAACAUGGACAAACAGAAAAAUAUAUUGGAUUACUAUUUUGGAAUAGCUUUCUUCUUCAAAAUAAUUAAGCAAGCAGGAUAAAAUGGAUGAAUCCAAGAGCAUUUACGAAUGAGGCAUAUAUUCCUACUCCUAUAGAACAUGUAGCAAAUGUAGCAACUCAUGGAAUCUGGGUUGUACCAUCAGUAAUUGGUGGUAUCGAACUUAUACGGCGUUCGACGACAUGGGCCCAACUUGUGUCCGCGUGCGUAUAUGGCACUUCCUUGAUUCUUGUCUUUGUGGUGUCAACCUUUUUCCAUAGCGUACAUUACUGCAAUCAUAAUAGACAAUUGAAAGAUGCGUUACAUCGCUGUGAUCGUGCUAUGAUAUAUAUCUUCAUAGCAGCCAGUUAUUUUCCAUGGUUAAACAUUGAACAUUUCUCAGACAAUGAGCUUUUAUUUUCAAUGCGGUACGUUGUCUGGAUCAUGGCUAUAAUUGGCAUCCUUUACCAACAAAUCUUCCAUGAGAAAUACAAGAUGCUGGAAACUAUUUUCUAUAUAAUUAUGGGUAUCGGACCUAGUGUUGCAAUCCUUAAUGUUUAUAACUAUUACAAUAUUACCGAAUUAAAAAUGGGCGGACUGAUAUAUGUAUUUGGCUUAGUAUUUUUCAAAUCGGACGGUAUUAUACCUUGCGCGCAUGCAAUCUGGCAUCUUUUCGUGGCCGCGGCGGCUGGAUUUCAUUAUUACGCUAUUCUAAGCCACGUAUUUCCUGAGACAGACUUGCCGAAUAUUCCUGGAGCAUCCAGCAAUAUGCCGCCGUUAAACAUGCUAAAGUCUCAUAUAGAGUUAUAGGAGUUGCGUACUAUUUUCUACAAUAUUUCUUCCAGAUGCUAAAAAUUCUAAAAAGCGUUCUACCAAUUCCAGAUAUAAACUUUAUACAUAUUCUGAUAGAGAAAUGUGUCUUUCAUUUCUAUUUUUUUGGAGAAGUUUUUGAUAAAGAUAAAUUGAUUUCAUAAUCUUGAUUCUGAUGUCUAAACUAGACAGUCGAGUUUUUACGAUUAUUCCAAAUGUUAGUAAACAAAAAUCGUGCAAUGUGUAAAAUAAUAUAUAUUAAUAUAUUUAUAUUAAAAAAAAGAAAAAAUGGUAAAUUAAAAAAAGUUAAGUACCUGAUGGUCACACAUGUAUUAUGGGUGUUUAAAAAAAAACAGUUAUUAGCAAAGAUGUAUAAUUCAGUUACCAUGUUAUUUGCUUUACAAGUUCGAAUACAGUGAAUAUUGUGUCUCAUAUGAUUUAGAAUGCUAGUCUUGAAACCAUUUAUGAAUGCCAAAUUAUUAUAUAAAAAGAAUAUAUUUACAUGUAUUACACAUUAAAAAUGGUAUAGGUAUUAUUUUGAGAUAAAUGCGCUAUUUUGUUCUAUACACUGAGUUUUAUAAAAGUCUUUACAUUAGGAUCUACAGAAUGUAGACACUAAGAAUGAACUUAGUUAUGGAUGGAAACCCAACUUGACUGAAUAUGCAAUCUCUUUGCUUUCUACCAGAAGUGUCAAUUGUCUUUAUGUUUACAGAUGUAUUGUGCCAAAAUUAAGAUCAUAUUUGUAACUAUCUAACAGGUUUCCAACACACUCAUAUAUAGAUAUAGAUACAAUAUAGCUGUAUUUAUAUUACUGUAUGGUUCAAUCUUUAUAUAAAAAAAAGACAGGAUAUAUUAUUUGAAUUACAAUAAUUUUGCAAAUAUUUUGUAACUGUGAAGAAGAAAAAUUACUGUACAGAUAAUUAUAAUUAUCAAACAUUUCACACAUAAAACGUAGUAUGUUGUACAUGUACAACAAUGGCCUUAAUUAUAUUAUUACUUGAU
Messenger RNA from Cataglyphis hispanica, 2636 nucleotides. Its product is annotated as monocyte to macrophage differentiation factor 2. The record is from RefSeq and is a predicted model, not a curated record. Gene Ontology annotation, molecular function: pore-forming activity. Gene Ontology annotation, cellular component: membrane. The transcript has 5 exons. NCBI's taxonomy places the organism in Eukaryota, Metazoa, Arthropoda, Insecta, Hymenoptera, Formicidae. The coding region runs from base 894 to 1634 and encodes 246 amino acids.